This is a messenger RNA of Gossypium raimondii (Peruvian cotton), 2958 nucleotides long. Its product is annotated as pentatricopeptide repeat-containing protein GUN1, chloroplastic. The transcript has 4 exons. The coding region runs from base 272 to 2860 and encodes 862 amino acids. NCBI's taxonomy places the organism in Eukaryota, Viridiplantae, Streptophyta, Magnoliopsida, Malvales, Malvaceae. Gene Ontology annotation, cellular component: chloroplast. The record is from RefSeq and is a predicted model, not a curated record. Gene Ontology annotation, molecular function: protein binding.
AGUAGAACUCAAACAGUACUGACACGAGUGGGCGUAGAUAUCAAUGUCUGAAGUAGAUAGAUACACUUCGGCUCUUCUUAUCUCAUAGGGCAAAACGAAAACACCAUACUUUCUCCUUCACUCUCCUCCAUCCCACUUUCAUUUGCCCCCCCCCUCCCCUUCCUUUUCAUUAUCGAAUCCGUUAUAGCUAGCUAAUCUCUCCUCCACCCUCGCUUUCCAGUAUACCACUUAAGUCUUCUUUUUUUUGUCUCAUAAAAUUGAAAAUCAUUGAAUGGCGUCAACGCCACCGCACUGUUCAAUCACAGCUUCAACAAAGUCCUACAAGAACCGUCAAUACCCAAAAAAUCAUUUCAAAAACCACCAGAAUAACCACCGGAAUCAUCCUCUUCCCCGAAAGUUUUCCCUUUCCAACCCCCUUCCUUCACCUUGCAAUGCAGCGAAACACACCGCCGCCGCAGCAUCCGCCUCCACCGUCCGCGCUCCCCUCUCGCAGGUCUCCACCCCUUUCCCUUCCCUCGAUCCCGAUUUCUCUGGCCGCCGGUCGACUCGGUUUGUCUCAAAAAUGCACUUGGGCCGUCCCAAAACCAGUAUCAACACCCGCCACACCUCUAUAGCUGAAGAAGUCCUUCAACUCGCCUUACAUAACGCUCUAGCUGGCCUUGAAAGCAUUCUCGUCUCCUUCGAAUCUAAGCUUAGCGGCUCCGAUGACUACACUUUCUUGCUUCGAGAGCUUGGAAACAGAAGUGAGUAUGAAAAAGCCAUUAAAUGUUUUAACUUCGCGGUUAGAAGGGAGACCAGGAGAACUGAGCAAGGGAAACUAGCUACUGCCAUGAUUAGUAUUCUUGGUAGAUUAGGAAAAGUGGAACUUGCCAGGGGCGUCUUCCAUACUGCUUUAAAUGAGGGUUAUGGAAAGACUGUUUAUGCUUUCUCUGCUCUAAUUAGUGCUUUCGGAAGAAGUGGGUAUUGUGAUGAGGCCUUAAAGGUUUUCGAUUCCAUGAAAAACUAUGGGUUGAAGCCUAAUCUAGUUAUUUAUAAUGCUGUGAUUGAUGCUUGUGGGAAAGGAGGAUUGGAGUUUAAAAGAGUCGUGGAGAUUUUUGAUGAGAUGUUAAGGAGCGGUGUGCAGCCAGAUCGAAUCACUUUUAAUUCCUUGCUUGCGGUUUGUAGUAGAGGGGGUUUAUGGGAGGCUGCUAGUAAUUUGUUUAGUGAGAUGGUUGAUAGAGGGAUUGAUCGAGAUAUUUUCACUUAUAAUACAUUUUUGGAUGCAGUUUGUAAAGGUGGACAAAUGGAUUUGGCUUUUGAGAUUAUGGCAGAAAUGCCUGCUAAAAACAUUUUCCCUAAUGUUAUUACCUAUAGUACCAUGGUUGAUGGGUAUGCAAAGGCUGGUAGAUUUGAUGAUGCACUCAAUUUGUUCAAUGAAAUGAAAUUUUUGGGUAUUGGUUUGGAUAGAGUUUCAUAUAAUACUUUACUUUCUAUUUAUGCAAAGCUUGGUAGGUUUGAGGAGGCUCUAGAUAUUUGCAGGGAGAUGGAGGAUUCAGGGAUGAGGAGAGAUGUUGUUACUUACAAUGCACUUUUGGGUGGAUACGGAAAACAAGGAAAGUAUGAUGAAGUUAGAGCACUGUUUGAUGAAAUGAAAGCUCAAAAGGUGUCACCUAAUUUAUUAACUUACUCCACAGUGAUUGAUGUGUAUUCGAAGGGUGGUUUGUAUGACGAGGCUAUGGAUGUUUUUAGGGAGUUUAAGCGGGCAGGAUUGAAGGCUGAUGUUGUACUAUACAGUGCAUUAAUCGAUGCUUUAUGCAAGAAUGGGUUGGUGGAAUAUGCUGUAUCCUUGCUUGAUGAGAUGACAAAGGAAGGGAUUAGGCCUAAUGUUGUUACAUACAAUUCUAUCAUUGAUGCUUUUGGUCGGUCUGCAACUUCAGAACAUGUGUUUGAUGCUGGUGGGAUCCGUGAGUCACUAGCUGACUCUUCUUCUUCAUUGGUCAUCAAGCAAUGUAUUCAUGGCAGGGCAGUAGAUAGGGAGGAUAACCGGAUUGUAAAAAUUUUUGGGCAGCUGGCCGCUGAAAAAGGAGGCCAAGCAAAGAAGGAUUUUGGUGGCAAGCGGGAAAUCCUGUGCAUCUUGGGAAUUUUUCAGAAGAUGCAUGAGCUAGAAAUUAGACCAAAUGUUGUCACCUUCUCAGCCAUCCUAAACGCAUGCAGUCGCUGUGAUUCCUUUGAGGAUGCUUCAAUGUUGUUGGAAGAGCUCCGGUUGUUUGAUAAUCAGGUCUAUGGUGUUGCCUAUGGUCUUCUUAUGGGCUAUAGGGAGAAUGUUUGGAUCCAAGCUCAAUCCCUAUUUGAUGAAGUGAAGUUGAUGGACUCUUCAACUGCUUCUGCCUUUUAUAAUGCUCUGACUGACAUGCUGUGGCACUUUGGUCAGAAACGGGGAGCCCAGCUGGUUGUGCUUGAAGGAAAACGCCGGCAAGUGUGGGACAAUGUAUGGUCUAAUUCUUGCUUAGAUUUGCAUCUUAUGUCCUCUGGUGCGGCUAGAGCAAUGGUGCAUUCAUGGUUGUUAAACAUACAUUCUACUGUUUUUGAAGGUCAUGAAUUGCCGAAGCUGUUAAGCAUUUUGACAGGUUGGGGCAAACAUAGCAAAGUAGUCGGUGAUGGUGCACUAAGGCGAGCUGUUGAGGCACUCCUUACUGGCAUGGGUGCACCCUUUCAGCUUGCCAAGUGUAACUUAGGUAGAUUCGUCUCGACAGGUCCUGUAGUUACAGCCUGGUUAAGAGAAUCUGGCACCAAAAACUUGCUUGUUCUUCAUGAUAAUAGAACACAGCCUGAAAACACAAGGUUUGAAGAAAUCUCAAAUUUACAGACACUUACUUUAUAGUAGUAUGUAUAAUAUAAUGAACCCUUUAUUUAAAACUUAAAAAAGAGUUUUCCUCAUGUAAAUUUUACAAAUUAUCGAAGAAUUGACGUUCGUGUCUC